AUGUACCAGAAACGGAGACAACCACAUCCUACAGUGGAAGCUCACAGCGCAGAGUUGAAGGGCUUGUGUCGCCGCUUUGCGGUCAGCCUCCUUGAACUCUUUGGUUCCGCCGCAACUGGACAGUUCAGGGACGGUGAGAGUGACCUGGACUUUUUGGUGGAGUUCCUGCCGAUGGCAACCGCCAGCUUCGCAGACAACUAUUUCGGUUUGCUGGAAGGCUUGGAAGAACUGUUUGGCAGGCCUGUGGAUCUGGUAGUAGGCCGCGCAAUCAGAAAUCCUUAUUUCCUUCAGUCCGUCGAAGAAACCAAGAGCCUUGUCUAUGCGGCUUGA
Messenger RNA from Geodia barretti, 330 nucleotides. NCBI's taxonomy places the organism in Eukaryota, Metazoa, Porifera, Demospongiae, Tetractinellida, Geodiidae. The record is from the annotation of a GenBank genome assembly.